CAACUCUUCGUUCCUUGACUCCAUCGAUGUUUUUGCGCUCGACUAGUAGAGCCUAGCAGUAGUCGGUGCAUGGCUGCAGUCGUGGGGAAUUCAAUGGUGUAAAAGAGAGGAGCGGGACGUUCGUUUUCAGCUGAACGCCAGGCCAGCAUGGGUCGGCGCUCGUCUGACAGCGAGGAUGACAGUCGGAGCAGGAGGAAGAAAAAACAGCGUCGCCGUUCGUCCUCCUCCUCUUCCUCCUCCUCGUCUGGGAGCCGGGUGAGGAGUAGCCGCAGCAGGAGAUCCAGCCGCAGGAGCCGCUCUCGCUCCAAAGACAGAAGGAGAAGACGGCGUUCCAGCAGCAGUUCCUCCCAGAGUUCGUCUCGCAGGAAAAGGAGCCGGAGUGCAGACCGAGACAAAGGAAGAAGCCACCGCUCACACAGGUCUCGCAGCCGGGACAGAAGGUCUCAUUCUCGCCACCGGAGGUCCCGCAGCAGGAGCAGCAGCCGCAGCCAUCGAACAAGCCGCAGCCGGAAAAAGAGCCGCAGCCACAGCCGAGAGCGGGACAGGAGUCGGCGCAAGGGCCGGGACAGGGAGAAGGAGAGGGAGCGAGACAGAGGAAGAGAGAAAGACAAGGACAGGAGUAAAGACAAGAAAGGGGAUGCUGGGAGUAUUAAGGACAAAUUAGAACAUCUGACUCCAGCAGAGCAGGCUAAAGUCCGCAUGCAUUUGGUCUUGCAGGCAGCAGCUAAGACAGAUGAAGUUCUGAAGGCCAAAGUAGCGAAGAGAGAAGAGGAGGCCCGAAAGAAGCUAGAAGACGAGGGAACCUCUCUGGAGGAGCAAGUGCGAAGGAUAAAGGACAUCGAGGCCAUCGAGAGCGAUUCCUUUGUUCCUCAGGCUUUCAAAUCAUCCCGGGACGACACAAAGAGUGCUGCGGCUCAGGUGAAGCAGGAGGCAGAGAAGGGACCCUCUCAGGACAUCUCGCUCCCCAUGGCUAUAAUCUACGAUGACACUGACACCCUCGCUCAUCCCAGUUUGUUCAUGGAUAAAGAGACGGCUGAAGAGCUCUGGCUAAACAGACUGAUCUCACUGCGACAAGAGCGACUGAUGGGAAGUCCUGUAACCUGAAGAGUAGCAGCAUCCAAGAAGAUCUUUUCGUUCCCAGCAUAGUUUUAAUCCAGAUCUUCACUCUCAACCAUUAUGUCUUGUUUUUGGAGCAUCAGAGCAAUGCCUAUUUGUUAUUAAAACCUGUGGGCAGUUGUUUUUGGUCAUAUUCUAUGUUGUUGUUUUUUACUAUUAUUAUAGACAAUGAAUGAACAUUAGAAUGUGGAAUUUUUUGACUUAGAUAAUUCUGUUCUGCUUAGAAAUUAUUUUAACAUAGAUAUCAACAAAUUAUGUUGUGGUCUUUUCAAUAAAAAGUCAACUGUGACUGGUAAAUUAUAA
Molecule: messenger RNA, 1419 nt
Organism: Fundulus heteroclitus (mummichog)
Lineage: Eukaryota; Metazoa; Chordata; Actinopteri; Cyprinodontiformes; Fundulidae
Gene: rsrc1
Product: arginine/serine-rich coiled-coil 1
Exons: 10
Coding region: 148-1104 (318 amino acids)
Biological process (GO): alternative mRNA splicing, via spliceosome
Cellular component (GO): cytoplasm; nucleus
Source: RefSeq, a predicted model, not a curated record